Podospora bellae-mahoneyi is the source of this 2660-nucleotide messenger RNA. RefSeq lists its product as uncharacterized. The transcript is spliced from 3 exons. Gene Ontology annotation, molecular function: protein serine/threonine kinase activity; ATP binding. The coding region runs from base 815 to 2269 and encodes 484 amino acids. The record is from RefSeq and is a predicted model, not a curated record. Gene Ontology annotation, biological process: peptidyl-serine phosphorylation; peptidyl-threonine phosphorylation. Lineage: Eukaryota; Fungi; Ascomycota; Sordariomycetes; Sordariales; Podosporaceae.
CAAAAUGUGUAGAAAGUUGUUUAAAAACUCGUUCAGAAAUGGUUGCCGCGCUCACGUUUUGCCCGCCUUCUUUUUCUCAAUUGAAUCGAGUAGACUCUUGUAUCCAUGAAUUUCUUUGUGCUGCACUUUUAAGACAAGCACUUGUUUGCAUUGUCUGCAGUAAACCGUCGCCGAGCAUUGUCCCUUCGCCAGCCUUCUUCCUCCUCGCUGGCCAGGCUGAAGCGCUGCCUCGCCUUUAGCGCUAACAGUCGCCGCAAAUCAUCUACAGCUCCGCGAACAGCACAGAGCUCUACUCUGUAAAAGAAUAGAAGGCCGCAAUGCCUCCAAUUCCAGGCGUCCACGUGGUGUAUGAUAACCGGCGAGUCCACAGGAUUGUUGACACGGGCAAUGAGGCUUGGUGCUACAAACAUGCUCGGAAGUGCAAGACAAUCAAAGUCUCCGAACAGAACCCAGAGAUUAUCCGACACAUCAAGGACCGUCUCUACAAGACAGCCCACAAAAACAAAGGCUUCCUUGGAUUCCAUGAUCGUGGAAUGAGAUUCGUUACUCGUACUCAGUUUGACAACAUCAUCACACCCGAGGCUGUUCUUCAGGUAGUCGCCAAGCUGGCGUGUUACCAAGGCUUGACAGCAAGGGACCAUAUGCAAAUUGCCCAAGAUAUCUACUGAGGCACAGAAGAUGGACGCCGCUCGCCCUGUCGCCGACUGCUUGCUUCCCUCAUCGGGACCGGGAAUUCGGAAGCACUGGCAGCAUCAAAACACUGAUCGAUGAAGGCCUCAGUGACACCUGUCUUCCUCUCCUAUUUAAGGAAGUCAUGGAGGAGGACACGCUGAUAUGUGCUCACCAUGAACACCAACAUGCCUCCAUAACCGACAUGGACCUGGAGUCUCGAGAGACUUUCACCGCCCUCUGUGGAUCCUUUUCAGUGCCCUUCAUCAAAUGGAAAGAUGGCGGGAAGUAUUGUCACCACGUCUUGAAAGGCGGCGGCCCUCUUCCUAUGAGAGGGCCACUUCCAAUGGAGAAAAACGACAAGAUGAAUGAGGAAGGAGACUUUGGUGAGGUCUUCAAAGUUGAGAUUGACCCAGGCGACAGGGGACUUCGACCUAGAGAAAACACCAACUUUUUUGCUUUAAAGAAGCUUAAGAAGCAUGGUGACUCGAAUGGCACUUCUCGUGCGGACGAGUUUGACCUGGAAAUCAGGUCGUUGAUCUUCGCCGAGAGUCGAGCUUUGAAGGUACCAGGCCCGGAUGAUCAUGGGCAAACGAAAAGGCACUUGAUCCCGCUCCUUGCAACAUUCGAGGUGUAUGAUUCCAACGAUCCAGAGCCGACAUUCUAUUUUCUGUUCCCACUGGCAGAUUGUAACCUAAAGCAAUUCUGGGAGAAGAAGCACCACGAUGCGACAAGGGAAGAGCAGUGUGGUUGGAUGGUUGAGCAGUUUUACCUACUUGCCAAGGCCCUGCAGUGCGUCCACAAUGAAAGGUCGCUGAUGAUCACGUCAAAGAGAACUGAUUCCAACGUCUUUUGCCGGCAUGGAGACAUCAAACCAUCGAACUUUCUGUUCUUUGAGGACUCUCAACCCGGCGGUCUGGGCAGGUUGGUUUUAGGUGACUUUGGUAUGGCUAGAAUUCACCGCAAAGGAUCCAGAUCAAGCCAGCCAGCAGGGGAGAGAAUGGCCAUAAUUUCUUAUCAAGCACCUGAGUUUGGCAAGGGGGAUGUGAUAUCUCUCAAGACUGACAUCUUCAGUCUCGGAUGCGUUUAUUUAGAACACAUUACGUGGCUUCUGAUGGGCUUCGAGGCCUUGGACAAGUUUAUAGACGCCAGACUCGAGACAGAUCCUGUGUACGGUUUCCAGACAGAUAUCUUUUACAACGUGUCACAGUCCAAAGAUUCCGUGUGGCUCAAGGAGGGCGUCAAGCGUUGGAUCUGGGACCUGAAGCAGCACAAAGACUGCGUGGAAAUUGUAUAUGAUCUGUUGGAGAUCAUCGAGCACGGCAUGCUGGAAGCAAACCACCAGAAAAGGAUCAACUCGGCAAUGUUGGCUACCGAAUUGGAGAAAGUGUGGACCAAGUGGCAACGUAAGGAUUCCCUGUACGACGAAAGGCACUGGAGAGAAAGUGAGAUUAGUUCCAAAGCAAUCAACAAGCCCAAUUCCAGUACUAAAGUGCUUGCUAUUUCCAAAGAGCUCCUGUGGAAGCAAAAGCUAACCGCGCGUCAAGACGGAAGAUCGCCGACAACACCACCCCAAACGACAAUCAGAACCUUCCGGUAAAGGAACCAACUACAGUCGAAAAUCCUUCUGGUCGCUUCGCCCUCGAAAGGGGCAAAACUUUCCACUAAACAAUGGAACCGGAACUGCAGUCUGAAGAUGAUACCGGCAGCGACUGUGAACUUUCGGCAGAGAGGGCAGAGGAUAAUGAAGGAGAGCACAGGAAGAUGGGGGAGAAAGCCCAACUCAAGAUCACGUUGUGUCACAUAAGGUAGCCAGUCCUCAAGCUGAGUCUCACACCACUCCACUGAAGCUGCUGCUUUCCGGGCAGUAGAACUCUAGGAAACCAAAGUUGUAUGUUCCGUCCACUGUUUUGGCCCACCGAACGCAGUUCAUGUGGUUCAGCGUCGAUUCAUGUGUUGGACAUGCAUCUGACACCGCACUAUCUCGCCUC